AGGAGGGACAUUCCGGUUUGGGUUGUAGUGUGUGUAUGUGUGUUUUGUGCUAAACUGAAAAUGGCGGCCCGAAGCGGAUCGUCUUAACUUUACAGCACAAUAACAAGGAUAACAAACUAUAUAGCAGCACUUACGUACGAUGGAGACAAACUUGGCUGAGGACCCAUAAUUGCUAUCCUUCAGGACCCCGUUAGAGACAUUUAACCCAUUGGAAGUCAUUGAGAGAAGUCAUGGAUGACCAACACCCUCGUUACAGCAAACGCCUGCGAACAGGAACGCGGCGGCGUUACCAGGACGAUGGCAUCUCCGACGACGAGAUCGAGGGGAAGAGGACGUUCGACCUGGACGAGAAGCUGCAGAGCGACCGAUUCAACUCCAAUUUGGUCAAACACAUGGAGGGCAAAGACUUCACUUUCGAGUACAUCCAGCGGGAGGGAUUGAGGGACCCCCUCAUCUUCGAGAAGUCGGACGGCCUCGGCAUAGAGAUGCCAGACCCUGACUUCAGCGUGAGCGACGUCAAGCUGUUUGUAGGCAGUCGCAGGAUGGUGGAUGUGAUGGAUGUGAACACCCAGAAGGGCAUCGAGAUGUCCAUGGCCCAGUGGAGGCGCUACUACGAGACGCCCCCGUCGGAGAGGGAGAAGCUGUACAACGUCAUCAGCCUGGAGUUCAGCCACACCAAGCUGGAGAACCUGGUCAAGAGGCCCGCCUCGGUGGACCUGAUCGACUGGGUGGACAACAUGUGGCCGAGGCACCUGAAGGAGAGACAGAGGGACUCCACCAACGCCAUCAUAGACAUGCACUACCCCAAAGUCCAGAAGUACUGUCUGAUGAGCGUGCAGGGCUGCUUCACAGACUUCCACAUCGACUUUGGGGGAACCUCAGUGUGGUACCACAUCCUGAGGGGAGGCAAGGUGUUCUGGCUGAUCCCGCCCACCCCCCAGAACCUGGAGCUGUAUGAGAACUGGGUGUUGUCAGGGAAACAGGGAGACAUCUUCCUUGGGGACAAGACCACUGACUGCCAGAGGAUCGAGCUGAAGCAGGGAUACACCUUCAUGAUCCCCUCAGGCUGGAUCCAUGCUGUGUACACUCCGGAGGACACCCUGGUGUUUGGAGGGAACUUCCUCCACAGCUUCAACAUCCCCAUGCAGCUCAACAUCUACAGCAUCGAGGACCGCACACGGGUGCCAGCCAAGUUCCGCUACCCGUUCUACUAUGAGAUGUGCUGGUACGUGCUGGAGCGGUAUCUCUACUGUCUCACCAACACGUCUCACCUCACCCCCGAGUUCCAGAAGCACUCCCUUGGCAUCGGUCUGACCCGCGCCGACGUCCCCGUCAACGGCCACGCCAACGACGGCACGCCGGACGACAGGAAGGACACGGAGGAGGACCGCCCCCCUGAGGGCCGGCCCGAGGCCGUGAAGAAGGAGGAGGAGGAGGAGGGGGGCGACGUGAAGGCCGAGGCCGACCCCGCUCCCCCCCCGGCCCCCACCAAGCCGGGGGUGAGGGUGAACCUGACCCCCCUGGAGCUGGAGGGCCUGUGGAACCUGCUGGGGAAGCUGGAGGAGCUGCCGGCCCACAAGAAGUGUGUCCCCGCGGGCAUCCACAACGCCCAGGCCCUGCUGCAGGACAUCCGGGCUCUCCUGGAGGAGCACGCUAACGACAACAUCAAGAUGUCUUACACAGGAGAGCCCAUCGUCAAGUGGCCCAAGAGGCCGUCGUGGUACCAGCCCCCUCCCCCUCCUCCCCAGGUGAUGUACCGGCCCCGCCUCGGCGCCUCCCUCCACCGCCCCGCCACCCCCCGGCCCAUCAAGCCCGCCUCGUCCAUCUCGGCGCUGCGGCGGCGGCGUGUGCGCUGCAAGCGCUGCGCGGCCUGCGUGAGGACGGAGUGCGGCGACUGCACCUACUGCCACGACAUGAGGAAGUUCGGGGGGCCCGGGCGCAUGAAGAAGAGCUGCGUCAUGCGCCAGUGUCUGGCUCCCUGCCUGCCCCUGACAGCCAAGUGUGCGGUGUGUGGGGAAGGGAACCAGGAGACGGAGGAGGCCAGCCCUUCUGCUCAGACCCUCAUGGAGUGCACCAACUGUGCUCAGAUCACCCACCCCGAGUGCAUCAAGCUGCCAGGGGAAGGCAGGAUCAACAAGAUCCUCCCCAGCUGCUGGGAGUGUCCCAAAUGCUACCAGGGAAAUGUUUCAGUUUCAGAGUCUUCCAGUGAUGACGACAGCGUAGCGUCCGUCGGCUCCUUCUCCUCCCGACCCCCCAAGCGGCCCCACCAGGAGGGCAGGGCGGGCGGGGGUCUGCGUGUGGGGCGGCGCGGCCGGCCCCCGCUGAGCUCGCGGCGCAUGGCGCCCCCUCCCUCCCAGAGACUGCUACUGCAGCAGCAGCUGAGCCGGAACAGAGCAGGAGCCCUGGAGCUGAGGCUGAAGAAGAGGAUCAAGAUGGAGCGCAGCAAAAUCCUGCAAGCGAAACAGGCCUCGUCCCUGGACCCCCGCUCCUCCAAGCUGCUGGCCUCCAGGGGCCUGACCCCCCUGCGCUCCCCCUCCGGGAUCUCCCGGGGGCGCAGGCUGUCCCGGGGCCGGGGCAGGGGGGCCUGGAGGGGGUCCCCUUACCGCCCCUCCACUUCCCCCGUGGGGGUGUCGCCCCAGCCGGCUCCGAGCCUGCCCCUGGAGGCCAGGGGGGAGAUGCGCAGCCGGGGGAGGGGGAGAGGGGUGAGGCUCCGGGGGGGCGGUGCAGGGAGAGGAGGGGGGAGGCACCAGGCGGAGGAGCAGGAGAGCGAGGACUCUAGCAGCAGCAGCAGCAGCAGCAGUGAUGAGGAGGAGGAGGAGGAAGAGGAGGGAGAGAGGAGGGAGAACGGACUGAGAGGAGGGGGAAGGAGGGACAAGGAGAACCGACCGCAGAGACUGGGAGGCAGGACAGCCAAAGAAGCGGAAGGGGGAGAGGGGGAGGAGAGCGAGGAGGCCAACCAAAACGGAGGCGGGGAGGACGAGGAGGCGGAUGGGGACGGAGGAGAAGGACUGCGGUCGGUGGAGCCCCCGGGGGCGAUGGCGUCGGGCGACCCCCUGAAGGGGUCCUACGUGACCGUCACGCUCCAGAGGCCGCCACGGGCCAAGCGCGACCCCUCCGCCAUCGUCCCCAAGCUGGAGGCGGCCGUCGUCGCCCCCCGCCCCGUCGCCCCCGGCAACCAGAGCUUCCUCCAGAGCCGCUCCCUCCUCAGGCCUCCCAUCAGGAACCACGGCGGCGGCGCCGACCGCCGCGGCCACGCCCACCGCAGAGGCCACGGCCACCGCGAGGAAGGCCCGCGGCGAGUGGGGCCCGGCCGGCCGGAGAGGAUCAACAACGGAGCGUCGUCCUCCCGCGUCCCCCCUCUCCGCAUCCCCCUGCUGGCGCUGCAGGACGGGGGGGGCGAGGGGCGGGAGGCGGGGGGCGAGGCGGGCUGUGAGAGGGAGGUGUGGGUGUCCGUCUUCCGCUACCUGAGCCGAGCCGAGCUCUGCGUCUGCAUGGCCGUCUGCAAGAACUGGUACAAGUGGAGCCUGGAUAAGAGGCUGUGGAUGAGGAUCGACCUGAAGAAGAGGCGUGCUGUGAGUCCUCAGGCUCUGACCGGCAUCAUCGUACGCCAGCCCGUCACCCUGGACCUGUCCUGGACUACCAUCUCCAAGAAGCAGCUCACCUGGCUGCUCAACCGCCUGCCAGGGCUGAAGGAUCUGGUGGUGUCUGGCUGUUCCUGGUCCUCUAUCGCAGCCCUCAGCUCCCCCAGCUGCCCCCUCCUGCGCACCCUGGACCUGCGGUGGGCCGAGGGGGUCCGAGACAGUCAGAUCAGGGACCUGCUCAACCCCCCAGGCUGUGACAACCGCAGCCAGCUGAGGAACAUGCAGUCGUUCCGUCUGUCCGGCCUGGAGAUCAGCGACUCCACCCUGCGCAUGGUGAUCCGCCACAUGCCCAAGCUGACCAGGCUGGACCUGUCCCACUGCGGCGGCCUGACCGACCAGUCCAUCGACCUGCUGACGGCCGUGGGCUCCUCCACGCGCAACACGCUCGUCGAGCUCAACCUGGGAGGCUGCAGCAGGCUGACGGACGUGUGUCUGCGCUACCUCCGCCGCCUCUCCUGCCUCGCCCUGCUGGACCUGCGCGGCUGCAAGGGCGUGUCCCGCGAGGCCUGCGAGGCCUUCAUCUCCGAGCUGUCCGUCAACGCCCUCUACUGCCUAUCGGAGGACAAGCUCAUCCAGAGGAUAUCCUAGAACCCGCCUCCUCCGGGGUCGGCCUGGGCUUUGAGUGUGUGUGUGUGUGUGUGUGUGUGUGCGCGCGUGUCUGUGUGUGUGUAUGUGGGGGGUGGGCACAACAUCAGGGGGUCUCUGUGUGACAGAGGGAA
Messenger RNA from Osmerus eperlanus (European smelt), 4360 nucleotides. RefSeq names its product lysine (K)-specific demethylase 2Ab (gene kdm2ab). Lineage: Eukaryota; Metazoa; Chordata; Actinopteri; Osmeriformes; Osmeridae. The coding region runs from base 231 to 4229 and encodes 1332 amino acids. The record is from RefSeq and is a predicted model, not a curated record. The transcript has 23 exons. Gene Ontology annotation, biological process: regulation of transcription by RNA polymerase II; protein demethylation. Gene Ontology annotation, molecular function: transcription coregulator activity; protein binding; histone demethylase activity.